Megalopta genalis is the source of this 1953-nucleotide messenger RNA. RefSeq names its product Tyrosine--tRNA ligase, mitochondrial (gene TyrRS-m). Gene Ontology annotation, cellular component: mitochondrion; cytosol. Lineage: Eukaryota; Metazoa; Arthropoda; Insecta; Hymenoptera; Halictidae. Gene Ontology annotation, molecular function: tyrosine-tRNA ligase activity; ATP binding; RNA binding. Gene Ontology annotation, biological process: tyrosyl-tRNA aminoacylation. The record is from RefSeq and is a predicted model, not a curated record.
UCACUGCAUGUAUCGGCGCUAUUCGGAUGUUUAGGAGCAGCAAAAGAGUAUUGUUUCUUAUUCCGAUAAAAACUGUGUAAUUAAGUCAUUAAAUGAACAGUCGAUUAUACAGUAACAUUGUUAGUUUAUAAAUAAAUGAUUAACUGAUGUAAAUAGAUAGUUAACUAACAAUGAACAAUUUGGUUAGGUUAUGUUCGAUUAGAAGACCCUUAGGUUUCCGUCGUUUGCACACGAUAAAGUAUACACUGGAUGCUGAAAAUAGACAGUUGUAUGAAGAUAUCUUUCCAUAUAUUUAUGAAGACAAAAUAAAGAAAUUAUGGAGGAAACCACCACAAUGUGUGUAUGCAGGAUUCGAUCCAACUGCAGAAAGUCUGCAUAUAGGAAAUUUAUUGGUUCUGAUGAAUCUUUUACAUUGGCAACGCUCUGGCCAUCAAGUGAUAGCGCUAUUAGGAGGUGCAACUGGUUUAAUAGGUGACCCAAGCUUCAGAACUUCAGAGCGUGUUGAAAUAGAGGAUGUCGUGAUUCAUGAGAACAUACUAUCUAUUCGACAAGACAUAUUAAACAUAUUUCAUAAUCAUGAAAAAUAUUUUUGUGAGAAUCUGCGUAUAAAGUUGCUUCCUGUAAAAAUAUUAAAUAACAUGGAGUGGUAUAGUGACAGAAAUAUAAUCUCAUUUAUUAGAGAAAUUGGCAAAUACUUUAGAAUGGGCACAUUGCUAGGUCGUAGUUCUGUACAGUCUAGAUUGCAAUCAGAGGCUGGAAUGAGCUUUACAGAGUUCAGCUACCCUAUAUUCCAAGGAUAUGAUUGGCUGCAUUUAUACCGUACAUAUAAAUGCAAAUUCCAAAUUGGAGGUCAAGAUCAGAUGGGUAAUAUAAUGUCUGGUUAUGAUCUAGUAACUAAAUAUCUCCAUGAGGAAGUCUAUGGAUUGACAUUACCGCUUAUCACGGCUGAAGGUGGAAAAAAAUUUGGAAAGUCUACAGGCAAUGCAGUUUUCCUUUCAUCUAAAAGAUCCUCUAGUUUUCAACUGUAUCAGUUUUUUAUUAGAACAGAGGAUGCAGAUGUAGACAAAUUUCUUCGCUUCUUCACGUUUUUGCCUUUGAAACGUAUACGAGAGAUUGUUGAAGAUCACUUCAAACGGCCAGAGCUUAGGGUAGCACAGAAAGUUCUUGCAGAACAAGUUACAUUAUUAGUUCAUGGAAAGGAAGGAUUGGCAGCAGCAAAAAGAACAUCCGCCAUUCUGUAUGAAACCUCAAUUGACAAUCUGGCAAAAGUAAGCGCAGAUGACUUGGCACAGAUGCUAGAAGGAGCUAAAGUAGUAGAGAUGUUUUCCGAACGUAGUCUUAAUGUCUAUGAGUUGGCAAUGAAGGCAAAAUGUUUCGAAAAAGAUCACGAUGCAAAAAGAAUUAUUGCUGCUGGAGGUUUUUACAUUAACUAUCAAAGAAUCACAAAUAAAGAUGAAAUCCUCGUACCAGGAAUACAUAUAUUGCAAAACAAUGUUACAUUGAUCAGAGUAGGGAAAAAAUCUUACCAUAUCGUACGAUGGUUGUAAAGAAAGUUGAAAUUUUGAAUAAUUUAUAAGAAGUGUUUAGUAUAUGAAAUAUACAAAUCCCUGAAUUAUAAAAUACAAAAUAUUUACGGAAAUAUAUAAUUAUAGAUUUAUUAUCUAGAACUUAAACAGUACAAAAAUAAUCUUUUUACAGUGUUGUUAAAUUAAUGUAUCUUCUGAUCGAAUAUAUUCACCUAUGUCAGCUUGAUGAAAACAUACUGUUGCCAUUGGAUCUGCAUACUUGCAAUCCAUUGUACUUUUUGCUGCUACACCAAAACCCUAUGAAAGAUAAAAUUUGUUUAAUUCGGAGCAAUAAAAAAUGAUAUAAUGAAGUAACAUUAUUAGGAUACUACGAUAAUUAUCUUACCAAUGGAACAUCAUUUGUUGAAAAUAUAACUACUCCUUGAUA